GGCCCUGCAGAAGCAGCCAACAUGCCCAUCUCUAAGUGCCCACAAAAGUCAGAGGCCCUAUGGAAGGUGUGGGACCAAAAGGCCCAGAAGAAUGGACUGAAACACCAGGUGUAUGCUGUCAAUGGUGACCAUUACGUGGGUGAAUGGAAGGACAACAUGAAACAUGGAAAAGGAAGGCAGAUCUGGAAGAAGAAAGGGGCCAUCUAUGAGGGAGACUGGAAGUUGGGGAAGCGAGAUGGCUAUGGUACCCUCAGUCUUCUUGACCAAGAGACUGGAAAGCAUAGGAGAGUCUAUUCUGGCUGGUGGAAAGGUGAUAAGAAAUCGGGCUACGGGAUCCAGUUUUUCGGACCCAAAGAGUAUUACGAAGGUGAGUGGUGUGGCAACCAGCGCAACGGGUGGGGCCGCAUGUACUACAGCAAUGGUGACAUCUUCGAGGGCCAAUGGCGGAACGACAAGCCAGAAGGGGAGGGCAUGUUGCGCCUGAAGAAUGGGAACCGCUAUGAGGGCUACUGGCAGCGAGGCUUGAAGAACGGGUCCGGGCGUUUCUUCCACCUGGACCACGGUCAGCUAUUUGAAGGCUUCUGGGUGGACGACAUAGCCAAGUGUGGCACAAUGAUCGACUUUGGCCGCGAUGAGGCCCCUGAGCCCACCCGGUUUCCCAUUCCUGAGGUCAAAAUUCUAGACCCUGAUGGCAUACUGGAGGAAGCCUUGGCCAUGUUCAAGAAGAAAGAGGAACAAGAAGACUGAUACCAG
Molossus molossus (Pallas's mastiff bat) is the source of this 753-nucleotide messenger RNA. It is a transcript of the gene MORN3, whose product is annotated as MORN repeat containing 3. The transcript has 5 exons. The record is from RefSeq and is a predicted model, not a curated record. Lineage: Eukaryota; Metazoa; Chordata; Mammalia; Chiroptera; Molossidae. Bases 22 to 747 code for a protein of 241 amino acids.